Molecule: messenger RNA, 3317 nt
Organism: Prionailurus viverrinus (fishing cat)
Lineage: Eukaryota; Metazoa; Chordata; Mammalia; Carnivora; Felidae
Gene: HAP1
Product: huntingtin associated protein 1
Exons: 10
Coding region: 1-1371 (456 amino acids)
Biological process (GO): neurogenesis; anterograde axonal transport of mitochondrion; neurotrophin TRK receptor signaling pathway
Cellular component (GO): dendrite
Molecular function (GO): signaling receptor binding
Source: RefSeq, a predicted model, not a curated record
AUGGUGUUAGGAGGAACACCGCGCGCGUCCGCAUUCGCAGCCGCCCAGCGGAAUGCCCAGUUUGGGCCCGGCAACUCGGACGCGCAGUGGACUCGCUUCAUAUUCCGAGGGCCCUUUGGUCCCCGGGCCACUGGCCUGGGGACUGAGAAGGCGGCGGGCAUCUGGAAGACGCCGGCUGCCUACAUCGGACGGCGGCCUGGGGUGUCGGGCCCCGAGCACGCCUUUAUUCGGGAGCUGGAGGAAGGUGCAGGGUGGGUGACUGCAUCUGUUUCACGACCCAUGAGGCUCCAGUCGGCCGAGAGCGCCCUCCGGAUUUUACACCUCAGAUACCAGGUGAGCUUGAGAGAUGACCUCCUUCAGCUCUACUCAGAUUCUGAGGAGGAAGAGGAGGAAGAAGACGAGGAGGAGCCGGAGGAGGAAGAGCAGCCGCACUAUCAUUCCUAUGGAGCCCCUGAGCCGACUUGUCUGCGGCAGACGGAGGUCCUGCACGACUGGCCGCAGCUGGAAGCCCUGCAGGAACAGCUGAGGCUGCUGGAGGAGGAGAACGAGCAGCUGAGGGAGGAGCAUGGGGCUGAGACUGAGAAGUUGCAGCAGCAGCUGGCUUCGGAGAGAGUAAUCCAGAUGCGGCUCCAGCAUGAGCUGCAGGACCUACAGGAGAAGUACACGGAGCGUGGGGGCAUGCUGACCCAGGCUCAGGAGGAGGUGAAGACCCUCUGCCAGCAAGCGCCGGGGUCCACUGACCCUGUCCCCCGCUACACACACGCCGUACCUCUGGAGGCCCUUCCUAGUUUUCAGGAGGCCCUGGGUGAGGAGCUCAGAAGGUCUAUAAGGAUUAUCUCGGACCCUGUGUUUUUUAUGGAAAGGAAUCAUGGGAAGACUGAGAAGGAGGAGAUGUCACACCUGGGAUACAGGCUGUGCCGCAGUGAGGUGCGAGAGCAGGACCGGGGCUUAGAGGCUGAGAAGGGGUUACUGACAGCAGAGGAUUUUGUGGUGGAAGAUUUUGUGCUUGUGGAGGAAUUGGUGCCUGAGGAGGAACCGGGGGCCACAGCAGAGGUGGCGUCAGCUGAGGAGGGGGCAACAGAAGAGGCAGAGCUGGUGUCUGAGGAGGCCGAGGCCUGGGAGGAGGUGGAGCCAGAGCUGGAUGAGGCAACGCAGGGGAACGUAGUGACCUCAGCGCUGGAGGCUAGCGGCUUGGGCCCCUCUCGCCUAAACAUGAAGCGCGUCCUCCAGCAACUGGCUAACUGGCUGGAUGCGCGUUAUAGUCGGCAGUUGAGGCUGAAGAUGCUCCAGAAAGGUGAGUGCUCCCACAGGGGCCUCCCUCCGGCCAGCCAGACCAGCUACAGAUCAUCAAUGAAAGGUGAGGGUAGGUGAGCCCCCCAAAUGCUCACUUACCCCAGCUUGGCCUCACCCAGUGUGAUGAUUUGCAUGGAAUUUGCAUAUCAUUUGCAUAGGCACCUCCAGGUUCCUUCAGUGGGAACUAUGGCCCCAGGGCUCAUUUAUGUGGAAUUUGCUUAGGAUUCCAGAUCUCUACCCCUUUUUCGCCUGGGGGUCUGGGCUGAAGGUCAUGACCAGGACUGCAGCCCCCUACUGUGCCUCUGCUUCCCGUCUCUGCUGCCCCCUUCUCCCUGUCUCCCACUCUGCCACCUGAUCCCCGAGGCUCCCCAGCCCUGCAGUAGUGACAGCAACAGGUACAGGGAGUGGAUCAGAGCAGCAGCCCGGGGUGCUGACCCAGCCCUUUCAGAGGCUGGAGGAGGACUGGGCCAACCUUCCUCCCAGGGCCUGGGAGGAAGAGGGGUGUUCUGGGGCCACCCAGGUCAUUGGGACAAAGGCCUCUGCCAGCAAGGGUCGCAGCUGGACCAGCCCCCUGGGUGAGUCUGAAGAUGGGCUGGGUCUCCUUCAGGGUGCCGGGGGGUGGGUCGGGGUCUCCUCUCCCCAGCUGGAAGCCCCAAAGUUUGGGGAGUUGCACCUGCUGAGUGUGAGCCCUGCCUUCAAGGAGCUCACAGAGACAACAGAGGUGAUUUAGUGACUGGCAUUGUUUCCUUUAGUCCUCGCACCCCUGAAGGUAGCUGUUACCAGCCCUUUGUUAGGUGAGAAAACUGAGGUUUGGAGAACUUAAGUAAGAACUUAAGAUCAUUUAAGAACUUAAGAUCACUUAGCUGGAGUGGGUCUGAGCCUGUUCUCCUCACUCCUAUGCCAGAAUGACUUUUCCUGGCCUGUCCCUCCCCUCUGACCCUGUCCUGGUGCCUGCCUGGCCUGCUCAUCAGCCGUGAAAUUUGUAGCCUCACCGGCAUGUGUGGGCUGCCCCCACUCCAGUGGCCGCUUGGUCACUGCUGGGCAGCCUCAUCAGGGUCACCGUGUAAGGUUGUGCAGUUUGGAAACUGAACGGUGACCUCUUUGGCCAGCCAGUGGGCAUCCUGUAAAACUAUCAAUCGCGGCUGUCUUUCUGAUACAGCGACAAGGCCUCAGCCCCUGCCUGCUGUCCAAGCCCUCAGUUUACCCCUCCCUUCUCUUCCAGGCUUUGCUGGUUCCCAGCAGCCUUCAGAGGCCCCACAGACAGCCUGAGGCCCCUCCUUCAGCUGCUUGGCCAAGUCCCACCUACCCCAGACCCUCCUUCCCAUCCUCCCAAACAGGACCCCCCUGUCUGUUACCGGCCUGCCUUCUGUCCCCAUGAACCUGGGCUGGGGCUUGAGGACCCAAGCCUCCACCCUUUGCAGCUGGUACAAAAGCUAGUUCUGGUUGCUGGGCCUGGGGUCACAUGGCAGCCCAGGGGAUGGGGGUGCCUGAGGGGAGGUCUGUCUGCUGCCAGACCUGGCUUUGAGCUGGGGGUGGGGCUCAGACACUGGUGUAGGAAGGUGUUCUGACUACCUUUCUAACGACAGGCCCUUGACCCUCAAGUUAAAGGUGGCCCCUGAGUCCUUGCUGACUUUUAGGGACCUGGCCUUCUUCCUCCAUUCUUGGUCCUUUCUUCUCAGUCCCUAACUACUGUUGGUAACCAAGAGUAUCUCUGUGUGUGGGUGAGGGGUCCCUCCGCCCACUGGGGGCCUCCUCCCGCCCCACCCCCAUCUCCCUGCCUGUGGCCCAUGUGUCCAGGCUCCCUGCCCAUUGCUCCUUCCCCCCGGUCCUCCCCUCAGUCCUCUGUGCCUCUCCUUUCUUCAUUCUAGAUGUUCUGCCCUCUCCCACUCUUUACUCCUAAACAGCUGGAGUCUGGGGCUCCCCCACCUCCUGCCCACUUCAGUCUGGCUCUGUUCCUGCUGUGUUGCUCACUCUCCCGUUGCUUGUCAGCCUGUGCACCUGCUGGUGCAGGAAAUAAAGGACCC